Molecule: messenger RNA, 336 nt
Organism: Fusarium keratoplasticum
Lineage: Eukaryota; Fungi; Ascomycota; Sordariomycetes; Hypocreales; Nectriaceae
Exons: 3
Coding region: 33-221 (62 amino acids)
Source: RefSeq, a predicted model, not a curated record
UCUUCUUCUUCUUCUUCUUCUUCUUCCUCAAAAUGGCUUACACCAACUGCAACGACAGCAACUCUACCGAGAGCCACCGCCGACCUGUCAACUUGGCCAACCCGCCGCGAGUAUGGCAAUGCUGCAAUUGCAAACAGGGUUGGUUCAGCAUGGCCCUUGACUCAGCUUGCCCUGGGUGUCUCGUUCGACGCUGUGGCGGCUGCACCUACGCCGCCUCCUGAUGAGCGAAUCAUGGGAAACGGAUCUAUAAGAUCUGCCUGUCCUUACCGAAGGGGAACAACCCCAUUUCCUUUAUCGAGACUGUGCUGGGUUCGAGGUGGAGUGUAUGUGGACUAG